Molecule: messenger RNA, 1035 nt
Organism: Calidris pugnax (ruff)
Lineage: Eukaryota; Metazoa; Chordata; Aves; Charadriiformes; Scolopacidae
Gene: TNFRSF13C
Product: tumor necrosis factor receptor superfamily member 13C
Exons: 3
Coding region: 1-666 (221 amino acids)
Biological process (GO): positive regulation of B cell proliferation; B cell costimulation; tumor necrosis factor-mediated signaling pathway
Cellular component (GO): external side of plasma membrane
Molecular function (GO): signaling receptor activity
Source: RefSeq, a predicted model, not a curated record
AUGCGGGAGCCAGGCUCUCACUCCCACCCUGCCAUGUCCUCAUCAGGAAAAGCUGCUGCUCCCGCCUCCUGCCUCUCCUCCCAGUGCUUCGACCUCCUGACCAGGUCCUGCGUCCAGUGCUCCGACUUGUUCAAGGAGAAUGCAACAGAGCCUGCCCGCAUGGCGCCCACCUCUGCCCUGGCGCCCACCCUCCCAUCAGCGGACAUGCCCAGCACUCUCCUGAUCUUCGGGGUUCCAGCGGUGGUGGGGCUCAUCCUGGCCCUGGCUGCCCUCUGGGGCUUCCUGGCCUGCAAGGUGGGCAAGCAGAGGAGGACAAGGAAGGCAGCGGACGAGGAGGCCGAAGCAAACAUGGAUGCUGCCAGCCCCCUGCCCGGCCCGGGCUGCCAGGACCCUGCCGUGCCAGAGGAAGAUGCCAUCCUGACUCCAGCCCCAUGCCCCCAUUAUAAUGGAGGCCUGAAGAUGGCGGGGCCGCCUGGGAAAGCUGGGACAAAGCGGAGGCCAUGUUGCCAGGGUGAUGCCGACGGUGAUAUUGUCCUGCUCUCUGCUGUGUACCCCCGGCACGAGGAGUGCAACCACAGCUUCCCACUGCCUGCCACCGAGCUGGGGGCCACAGCCCUGGUCACCACCAAAACCACCCAGAACUGCUCCAGCGAGGAGAGAGCCUGAGGGCGGGGGGGCACGGGGCUGGAGCGCUCUGGCUGCUCCCUGCAGAUGCCCAGAGCCCAUCCUGAGGCCAGGAAAAGCCCUGCAUGGACAUGAGCUGGCUGAGGACUGUGUUUUGCCUCGAACAAGAUCAGCCUUCUAGGAUCACUGCCCUUUUCCACCUUCCCACUUGCUCUGAGUCCCAAGCUGAGCCUGUAAGUGCCGGAGGAAGCCAAAGCGGAUCACACUGAGUGAUGCCAAACUGCCGACAGCUGCUGCAGCCGUGCCAUCGGGAGGAGGCAGAGGAGAUGUGGCUGGUGAGGACUGAGCAUGGCAGGGGCUGCUGUGCCAUUUGCCAGGCUGCAGUUGUGCUAGGAUGGGUCUGCUGCUGGA